This is a messenger RNA of Onychostruthus taczanowskii (white-rumped snowfinch), 5020 nucleotides long. It is a transcript of the gene SLC7A1, whose product is annotated as solute carrier family 7 member 1. The transcript is spliced from 12 exons. Gene Ontology annotation, molecular function: amino acid transmembrane transporter activity. The record is from RefSeq and is a predicted model, not a curated record. NCBI's taxonomy places the organism in Eukaryota, Metazoa, Chordata, Aves, Passeriformes, Passeridae. Gene Ontology annotation, biological process: amino acid transport; transmembrane transport. The coding region runs from base 95 to 1969 and encodes 624 amino acids. Gene Ontology annotation, cellular component: plasma membrane.
CGCAGGAGAUCUAAAGCGGCAGCGGGGAGCUGGGGGUCGCGGCUGCGCUGCCUCGCCGCUUGCCCGAGCCCCCCGGCUGGGCCCAAACAGGAAGAUGGAGUGUCAAAAAAUUACCAAUUUUGGAAACCAGCUUCUUCGUCGGAAAAAUGUGGACUGCUCUCGAGAAGACAGUCGCCUGUCGCGAUGCCUUAACACGUUUGACUUGGUGGCCCUGGGUGUAGGCAGCACUUUGGGUGCUGGUGUCUAUGUCCUGGCUGGAGCUGUGGCACGGGAAAACGCAGGACCUGCCAUCGUUAUCUCCUUCUUGAUUGCCGCCUUGGCUUCGGUGCUGGCCGGACUCUGCUACGGAGAAUUCGGUGCUCGAGUUCCUAAGACAGGAUCAGCUUAUCUCUACAGCUACGUGACUGUGGGUGAGCUGUGGGCCUUCAUCACAGGCUGGAAUCUAAUCCUGUCCUAUGUUAUUGGAACCUCGAGUGUGGCCAGAGCCUGGAGCGCGACGUUUGAUGAAAUCAUAGGGCAGCACAUUGAAAAAUUUUGUAAAAAAUACAUGACGAUGGAUGCUCCCGGAGUGCUAGCAAAAUACCCAGACAUCUUUGCUGUGGUGAUAAUCAUCAUCCUAACAGGGCUUUUAGCUUUUGGUGUGAAAGAAUCUGCCCUGGUGAAUAAAGUGUUCACCUGCAUCAACGUCCUUGUCCUUGGAUUUGUCGUGAUCUCCGGCUUUGUGAAAGGAUCUGUUAAAAACUGGUACCUGACUGAACAGGACAUUUACAACACCAGCCAUAGCAUUUUCAAAGACAAUCAAACACAGGAAGAAAAGCUCUACGGUGUUGGAGGGUUUAUGCCCUAUGGAUGGAAAGGAGUCCUCUCAGGGGCAGCCACGUGUUUUUAUGCUUUUGUGGGAUUUGACUGUAUUGCUACUACAGGUGAGGAGGUAAAAAACCCUCAGAAAGCCAUUCCUAUUGGCAUUGUGGCAUCUCUUCUCAUCUGCUUCGUGGCUUAUUUUGGCGUGUCGGCUGCCCUGACGCUCAUGAUGCCUUACUACCAGCUGGAUACCAAUAGCCCUUUACCAAAUGCCUUUAAAUACGUGGGUUGGGAUGGAGCCAACUAUGCAGUGGCUGUUGGUUCCUUGUGUGCACUUUCUACAAGUCUCCUUGGCUCCAUGUUUCCAAUGCCUCGAAUAAUUUAUGCUAUGGCAGAAGAUGGACUUCUUUUUAAAUUUUUGGCUAAAGUCAACGAGAAGAGAAAAACUCCCUUAAUUGCAACAGUGACCUCAGGAGCUACUGCAGCUGUUAUGGCCUUUCUCUUUGACUUGAAAGAUCUUGUGGACCUCAUGUCCAUCGGGACCCUCCUGGCUUACUCCUUGGUAGCAGCCUGUGUGUUGGUACUGAGGUACCAGCCAGAGCAGCCUAAUUUGGCGUACCAGAUGGCAAGGUCGACAGAGGAGACAGAUAACAACGAGUCUGUGAGCACCAGUGAGUCACAGGCUGGGUUUCUGCCAGAGGAAGAGGAGAAGUUUUCCCUCAAAGCCAUACUGUGUUCCACAGAUUCAGAUCCUUCCAAAUUCUCUGGUUUGGUGGUGAACGUCUCAACCUUCAUCUUAGGUUUCCUUAUUGUGGGUAUCUGUAUCCUGACUUCCCUUGAGCCAAACAUUCUGAUAAACACUGUACAGAUUAUUGCGGCCAUCCUUGUUGUCACUAUCAUCUUCAUUAUACGGAAACAGCCUGAAAGCAAAACCAAACUCUCCUUUAAGGUACCUUUUUUGCCCUUUCUUCCUGUUGGGAGUAUUUUUGUGAAUGUUUACCUCAUGAUGCAGCUAGAUGCAGGCACGUGGAUUCGGUUUGCAAUCUGGAUGCUCCUAGGCUUUGUCAUCUACUUUACCUAUGGAAUAUGGCACAGUGUGGAAGCCAGCUACGCAGCCUCAGCAGAAGCGGAGAGAAACACAGACACUGGCUCAGACAGCUGUAAAUGACUGUGUUUGACUUAAGGCGACUGAAAGAAUGGCUGCAGUGAAAAAAACUUUGUGGUGGGGAUCCUGAACCAGAUUACACCUGUAAUCAGUUAUGCAGAAAUAAGGAAGCAGAAUGCAGGCCUCCCCAACUUGGUUACUGCAGCUUGCAGUUUGUUUAGCAGCACAGUUAAAAGGGACCACAGGAUGAAAAGACACAACUCUGGCAUAUUCCCAGCAGCACUGGCAGCUCAUCUGGGGUGCUUCCCUCUCUCCCUCUCCGGUUGUGUUUUUUUUUUCCCCAGUGUCUAGAAAGAGAACUGCUUCUGUGUGCAACUGCUGCUGCGAAACCAGGCCUCACAAAUGUCCUUCUUUCAGUAGCCCCAGGAAUUACCUCCCAACAGAUAUUCUACUCAAUUUUACAUGGAGCAGGUUUUGCAGUGCUACUGCCAGGCAUAGACCAGUAUCCAUCCUUCACCCUAUGUGAGCUGUACCCUCUGUGUAUGCACACAUACAAAAAAAAAAAAGGUUUUCACCAAUCACUAGAUUUCCCCAGGUUAACAAAGCACUGCAAGAUUUGCAUUCUUUAAAAUAUCAGGUCUUACCUUUUUUGUUUUUAUUUAACUGGGUUUUUUAGCUACGUGCUCACAUGCUUUAAAGCAUGUCACUGCUGUGAAAUGUUGGGAAGGUUUAUGGUUGCUGCUUGUCAGGUGAGCGAUCGCUCACCAGCUCACAGUAACACCAGCAGGUGUUUCUCCCGACUGUACACUCCACAGAGGAACUGCCAGCUUUAGUCAGGAAACCAUGUCGUGCAAGUACUGCAAAGACUUGAAAACAAUGGGUGUCUCCAAAGAGCAGUCCUGCCUCUUUGCCUCAGAAAUCACCAGUGGUGUCGCUGUAGUGGGUGGGGGUGGCCAGCAGAACUGAGCUAGCUCUGACAGCGAGUGCAGCGAGUUCCUCCCCCCGCAUCAGUCUUCCGUGCUGGCUGCCUGGCAUUAGCAGCUUUGGUUUGGCAUUGGUGGGUGGAGCACAUUCCUGCCCUGGGAGGGAAGCACUGGAGAAUCCUCAGAGGCAUGAAGUUCUUACAUGAGGAAUGCCUGGUGUCAGCCACCUGCCCAGGGCAUGCUGUGGGGGUGUGCGGGGACUUUUCAGUCCCGUCAGAGUGUGCAGCCCAGAAAACACCAUCAAGCUCUAGGGUCUGACUUGCUGAGGGGAGCUUUGCCUUUGGGGCUGGAGAUUGUCUCCAGAGCCUGCGGUAGUGAAAGGUGGGAAAUUUGGAGUUGAGGGUCUGUAUUUGAUUGGCAAUGCCUUGGUUUUGGCUGUAAGAAGAUUUUUUUUUUGUUUUAAUUCUCUCUAAUAGCUUUCCCUAGCCAAAUUAAUCCACUACCCUAAAAAGGCUUAUUAAAGCACCGUGAAGGUGAGCCAUGCCCAAGUAAUGCCACUGAUCUAAAUUUACGCUUCAGCCUGUACUGAAAAACAAAUCAUAGAAUUGUGGAACAGUUUGGGUUGGAAAGGGACCUUUGAAGAUCAUCUGGUCCAGCUUACGUGACAUCAGCAGGGACACCUUUAAUUAGAUCAGGUUGCUCAAAACCCUGUCCAGCCUGCUCUCAAACACUUCUGGGUUGGAGCAUCCCAGAUAAAUACUGCAGGAAUCCCCUUUCCCGAUGUGAGGUGCUUUCCUAGGUGUCCUUCAUACUACUGCCUCUGAACACUGGACAGUCUUUAAUUGGUUUGUCAGCAUGGCUCUUGCUGAUGAAGCGACAGGCUCUUGCGCCUGUCAUUGAGUUGGAGAACUGAACAGACUCGUACAUGGCUUGCCCAGGAUCUCACCAGGCAUCUGAUGCAGCAGAAAAGGGAAUCAGACCAUCUCCUGGAUUUCAUGGCUGGAUUGUGGACCAUUUCUCAUGUCUCCAAGAGACUUGAUAGCCUUUCUGCCCAUUGAAGUGUUUUCAUCUUUUAAUUCUAGUACACGGGGAGGCUUUUCUUGACAGGAUUGCAAUUUGAGGAAGUGAAGGCAAUGUGUUCACUGCCUCCUAGCUGCACUUCAGAGUGUGUUAGGAGUGCAGCUUCCCCCACAGAAUGAAGUUGGGGGUCUGCUCCAGUCACUGGGUAUUGACCAUCUGCCAAGUCUUUGCUCCUUGUGCAUAUACAAAGUCUUACUCAAGCAGGGAGGGAUUGAUAUAGAAAUUAAAAGCCACUAAGUCAAAGUCUAUUUUGUUUAAAUACAGGCAAGCUCAACGCACUCCACAGCCUCCCAAAAGACACUGAAAAUGUGGGAGGGCAACAAGAUGAAAACUCAGACAGGAUCAAAGUUUUGUAUUGUACUAAAAAUAUAAGGAUGUUUUUCCUACCUGGCUACCAGCUUCUGUUCAGUGAAAACAUGAAGCUUAUGUCCUUACCAAAGCUUCAUCUGUGCUGAGCAAGCCAAGGGCCUGGUGAAAAAUCUUUCAGAAGGAUGUUGUCAGGCAUGUUCCCGAGGUAGGGUAUGACCCGGUCCCUUUUUAAUCCUUGUGGCAAAGCCUGAGCAGCUCUGUGGCUCUCAGCAGGAGGGCAGGCUGAAGGGGGCAGGAGUUGGGGUGUUGAAACUGAGUGAACUGGAACAUUGGGGAGUUCAGGUGUUUGCUGAUGAGCCUGAACCACUGGCAGAAGCGUUCCUGUUACCACGUGCUGCAGCAUAACUCCUUUAUGGAAACAUUGCAGACGACAAUCACUGUUCUGGCAGCCACAGUCAUAUUGGAAUUAUCCUAGAAAAUGAGUCCAUGGAAACUCAUAGCAUUUGAGCCACUGUCAGGUAAGGCAGCUGACCAGCCCUGCUGCCAGGAAGCUAAUGACUAGCUUCUGUCUUUACCUUAAUGGGGUAACCCUCUAAUGGGCUUUGCUUUGUUUCCCAUUCAUCCCAGUUUCUGUGUACACAGAAAACACGGCAGGACAUGCUGGUUUGUAUCCGUCAGCCCACAGGUGCACUGGCGCACAGAUUUAUUAUCAGGAAUAUAUUACACUUAUCUGUACAUCAUAAUUGAAAUAAUACAAACUCUUCCUGUAAUCAUUAGCCACAUAAUAAACCGGACCACAGAA